AUGUUUCUCCCAGAUCCCAGCGCUACGAGCACAAGGCCCCCCAUCCAAAGGGGCGGCUAUGCGUACACCAAGGAACCCAGAGAGGAGCUUCCGAGCACAUUUAUACCUCCGUACGCAACGGUCAAAUUGACCUCCACACCCCUCCAAUACCUCUUCCUACAAUACAAGCGCCUCCGCUACAAGGCACGCAACGUAUUCGCGCUCUGUGUCUUCAAAUUGUCAUCCCCCGCCGACCCCAACGGCCGAUGGUAUAGCCGCACGGUGAAACUGCACGGCGGCCGCAUCACGCCCACGGCGCUGGCACUGCACAAGCAGAUGUACUCGGCUUUCGCGGAGGGGGAUUCCCAAACCCUGCGGAAAAUCUGCACGGAUGGGCUGUAUGAUAGUUUUAUGGCGCGGUUGGCGGCGCGGAGGAAGGGCGAGCAGGUCGUUUGGGAACUGGUGCAGUAUAAUAGGAGGGCGAAGAUGGUUAGUAAUAGGGCUGCCAGGUAUCCCAUUGAAGGGAGUGGGGUGAUGCAGGCGGUUGUUCGGAUUGAUUCUACGCAGAGAUUGACGAGGUUGGAUCAGGAUGGGGAGGUUAUUGGGGGGAGUGGGAAGGCGAAGGAUGCCGUGGAGUAUUUGGUGUUGCAGAAACAGUUCCAUAAGUGGACGGGUGCGGAAUGGAGGGUCUGGGGAACGGUCGAAGAGACGGAUUUGGAUACUUUGAGGGCGUGGGAGAAGGAUGAUGAUUAG
Molecule: messenger RNA, 732 nt
Organism: Venustampulla echinocandica
Lineage: Eukaryota; Fungi; Ascomycota; Leotiomycetes; Helotiales; Pleuroascaceae
Exons: 2
Coding region: 1-732 (243 amino acids)
Biological process (GO): protein insertion into mitochondrial inner membrane from matrix
Cellular component (GO): mitochondrial inner membrane; mitochondrion
Source: RefSeq, a predicted model, not a curated record